This is a messenger RNA of Tripterygium wilfordii, 2026 nucleotides long. RefSeq names its product beta-hexosaminidase 1-like. Gene Ontology annotation, biological process: glycosaminoglycan metabolic process; carbohydrate metabolic process. Lineage: Eukaryota; Viridiplantae; Streptophyta; Magnoliopsida; Celastrales; Celastraceae. Gene Ontology annotation, molecular function: beta-N-acetylhexosaminidase activity. The transcript is spliced from 15 exons. Gene Ontology annotation, cellular component: membrane. The coding region runs from base 157 to 1791 and encodes 544 amino acids. The record is from RefSeq and is a predicted model, not a curated record.
CCCUGGGAAACGACAAAUUUUAAAAAGGUUCCAUCGUUUCCUCUCUUCGUUGUCACUCGCAAGUUGCCACCAGACAGCCAGCCAGCCGUCGCCAUUCGUCAACACUGUCCAUGUCCACCUAACACUCGCUCUCCGAACAAACUAUUCUGGGAAUCGAUGACUUCUCUUCACCGGAAUAUGUUCCUCAAGCUCCUUCUUGCUAUCUCUUUUUCUUCAUUCAUUGUAGCUCUCGGUUCCACUUCUGAGCUCGAUGACUCUCUCACCUACAUCUGGCCUUUGCCGGAGAAGUUCACUUUCGGGAAUGAUAGUCUCUCGGUGGAUCCACAACUCUCGCUUUCCGUCGCUGGAUACGGCGGAAAAUCGUCCAUUGUGUCUGAUGCAUUCGAAAGAUACAAGAGUAUCAUAUUCAAACACGUUCACAGUCCCUCCUUCUUUGACCGAUUCAGAGGCAGACUAUCGGCUUACGAUAUUACGAAGUUGAGUGUAAUAGUUCACUCUGAGAAUGAAGAGCUUCAACUCGGAAUAGAUGAGAGUUACACGCUCUUUGUUGCGAAGCACGACAGACUGUCAAUAGUCGGGGAGGCUACAAUCGAGGCAAAUACAGUUUUUGGUGCACUGCGAGGAUUGGAGACUUUCAGCCAAUUAUGUGUAUUUGAUUAUGGAACCGAGUCUGUACAAGUAUACAAGGCACCAUGGUACAUCCAAGAUAAACCAAGAUUUUCAUUUCGUGGCCUUCUACUGGAUACUUCGAGGCACUAUUUGCCAAUUGAUGUGAUUAAGCAGAUACUGGAAUCAAUGUCUUACGCUAAACUUAAUGUCCUUCAUUGGCAUGUCAUCGAUGAACAGUCCUUUCCUUUAGAAGUUCCUACAUAUCCAAACUUGUGGAAAGGUGCGUAUACGAAGUGGGAACGUUACAGCAUUGGGGAUGCAUAUGAAAUUGUCAACUUUGCAAAGGCAAGAGGCAUCAAUAUUAUGCCAGAAGUAGAUGUCCCUGGUCAUGCGGAAUCAUGGGGCGUUGGAUAUCCUGACCUAUGGCCUUCUCCCAUCUGUAGAGAGCCACUAGAUGUUACAAACAAUUUUACCUUUGAGUUGAUAUCUGGCAUUCUGACAGACAUGAGAAAAAUUUUCCCCUUUGAGCUCUUUCACUUGGGUGGUGAUGAGGUUAAUACAGAUUGCUGGAACUCUACUCCACAUGUUAAGCAAUGGCUUCAGGACCACAACAUGACUGCUAAAGACGCAUACAAGUAUUUUGUCCUCAGAGGUCAACAGAUAGCAAUUUCAAAAAAUUGGACUCCUGUCAACUGGGAAGAAACAUUCAACACAUUUGCAUCAAAUCUCGACUCACGAACUGUGGUGCAUAACUGGUUGGGCCCUGGGGUUUGUCCCAAGGUUGUUGCAAAAGGUUUUAGAUGUAUCUUCAGCAAUCAAGGCGUUUGGUAUCUUGAUCAUCUGGAUGUCCCUUGGGACAAGGUUUAUGAAGCUGAGCCACUCGAAGGAAUAAAUAAUGCUUCUGAGCAAGAACUGGUUCUUGGAGGAGAAGUUUGCAUGUGGGGUGAGACAGCAGAUACCUCAAAUGUCCAGCAGACACUGUGGCCUCGAGCAGCAGCAGCUGCAGAGCGCUUGUGGAGCAGUGAGAAGGCCAUUUCUAGUGGAAACAUUACUUUAACUGCAUUACCAAGAUUGCAUUAUUUCAGAUGCCUUCUGAACAGACGUGGCGUUCAAGCUGCUCCAGUGACAAACUUCUACGCCCGUACUGCUCCUCGCGGUCCAGGGUCAUGCUAUGAGCAAUAAUUCUCGACUGAUUCUGUGAAUUUGCUUAUCUGUAUUUAUGUGUACAAUCAUUCUCAGCAUUCUAAACGGAUUCAGUGUUGCUUGCAUCUUUUAUUUAACUUGUACAUUAAUAAUUUGUUAGCCACCAAAAAAACUGGUUGUACUGAAUGUCUGGUCACUGUGGCAUUGCUAUGUUGUGUUGUAACUUAAUCCACGGAUGUCUCUUGUUCCUAAAUUCUUCUUCAUUUUGUGUUUA